This is a messenger RNA of Periconia digitata, 1105 nucleotides long. Lineage: Eukaryota; Fungi; Ascomycota; Dothideomycetes; Pleosporales; Periconiaceae. The record is from the annotation of a GenBank genome assembly.
GACACCCACCACCAUAUAUCCAAUCCCAAUCCUUCUUACAACUGGCCGCGAAAACAUCGUUCGAUAUACAAGCUUCAACAGUGACGCCGCAACCAUGGCCGACAAACAACCCAUAGUCUCACACCUCUACACCGCGGAUCCCUCAGCCCACGUCUUCAACAACCGCCUCUACAUCUACCCUUCCCACGACCGCGAAACCGACAUCAAAGACAAUGACAAAGGUGACCAAUACGACAUGGCCGACUACCACGUCUUCAGCAUGUCUGAAGUCGGCGGGCCCGUAACCGACCACGGCGUCGUCCUAAAAGCAGAAGACAUCCCCUGGGUCUCCAAACAACUUUGGGCCCCAGACGCCGCGCACAAGAACGGGAAAUACUACCUCUUCUUCCCAGCCCGCGACACAGACGACAUCUUCCGCAUCGGCGUCGCCGUAGGCGACUCCCCAGAAGGCCCCUUCAAACCCGAACCUAAACCCAUCGCCGGCAGCUUCAGCAUCGACCCAGCGAGUUUCGUCGACGACGAUGGCGAAGCGUACCUGUAUUUCGGCGGGCUGUGGGGAGGCCAGCUGCAGUGCUACGCAGGCUCAUCCUUCGACGCGUCGCAGCUCGGCGCAAACGAGCCGUCAUCCGGCCCUGCUCUCUCCGCAAAAGUCGCCAGGCUCUCCGACGACAUGCUCUCGUUCGCCACCGAUGUCACAGAUGUGCAGAUCCUGGACCCGGAGACUAAGAAACCCAUUGACGCCUCCGACCACGCGAGACGCUUCUUCGAAGCGGCCUGGUGCCACAAGUAUAAUGACAAGUACUACUUUUCGUACUCGACGGGCGACACGCAUUACCUUGCCUACGGCAUCGGAGAUAGUCCGCUCGGACCGUUCACGUAUGCCGGACGCAUCUUGGAGCCUGUGAUUGGAUGGACGACGCAUCAUUCCAUUGCAGAGUUUAAUGGGAAGUGGUGGUUGUUUUAUCACGAUGCGACGUUGAGUGGGGGGAAGAACCAUUUGAGGUGUGUUAAGAUUAGGGAGAUUGUUUAUGAUGCCGAGGGCAAGAUUGGGUUGAAGGAUCCGCAGCCCGAGGUCGAGGCGCCGCCGGCCAAGUUGGAGGAUUGA